Tetrahymena thermophila SB210 is the source of this 1281-nucleotide messenger RNA. RefSeq names its product MAP kinase. Gene Ontology annotation, cellular component: cytoplasm; nucleus. The record is from RefSeq and is a predicted model, not a curated record. The transcript has 11 exons. NCBI's taxonomy places the organism in Eukaryota, Ciliophora, Oligohymenophorea, Hymenostomatida, Tetrahymenidae. Gene Ontology annotation, biological process: intracellular signal transduction; protein phosphorylation. Gene Ontology annotation, molecular function: MAP kinase activity; ATP binding.
AUGGAGCAUUAGGUGCCUAAAGAAAUUAUAGAAUACUACAAACCAUAUGAAAACAAGAAAUCAAAUAUUAGAGUUUAAAAUGUAUUGAGUGCCUCUAAAUUUGAAAUGGACGAUAAUUAUAGUAUCAUAGACUCAAUUGGUCAGGGAGCUUAUGGUAUUGUUGUAGCAGCUAGAGACUUGAAUUGUUAGGACGAAGAGAAUAAUUUGGUAGCAAUCAAAAAAAUAGAAAAAGCAUUUGAACAUAAAAUAUUUACAAAAAGAACAUUGAGAGAACUGCGUUUACUUAGAUUGCUUAAGCACGAAAAUAUUAUCGGCAUCAAUACAUUAUUAUUACCUAGAUCAAGAGAAAAAUUUGAAGAUAUAUAUGUAGUUUCUGAGUUGAUGGAGACAGAUUUAGCAUCAAUUAUAAAAAGUGAACAACCACUUACUGAUGAGCAUUGUCAAUUCUUCCUAUACUAAAUCCUUCGUGGUUUAAAAUAUAUACAUUCAGCAAAGGUCGUUCAUCGUGACUUAAAACCUAGAAAUUUGCUUGUAAAUUCUAACUGUGAUUUAAAAAUUUGUGAUUUUGGUUUAGCUAGAACAAUUAUUCCUGGGCUAAAGUGUAGAGCUGGUAUGCUAACAGAUUAUGUUGCAACCAGGUGGUAUAGAGCCCCAGAACUUCUUUUAUCUUGGAGAGACUAUGAUGAAAAAGUUGAUGUCUGGUCGGUAGGUUGUAUUUUUGCAGAACUAUUGAGAAGAAAACCAUUUUUACCAGGAAUAGAUACAAGAAAUCAAAUAGAGCUUAUUUUUGAGUAUCUGGGUACUCCUAGUGAAUAAGAAAUAAAUAAUAUUCCAAGAGAAAAGUUUAGAAAAAUGGUUAAAAACAUGCCUAAGAGAUAGCCAAAGCAGUUUGAAAAAUUAUUCAGCAAAGCCUCAAAAGAAGCAAUUGAUUUACUUAGAAAACUUUUGACUUUUGAUUUCACAAAAAGAAUUACCGUAGAUGAAGCUUUAAGCCAUCCUUAUUUAUCUGAAUUGCAUUUCCCUGAAGAUGAACCAACAUGUGAGCCUGUUUCUAAGCUUGAUUUUGAAUUUGAAGAGCAUAAUCUUACUUUACAGUAAUUAAAAGACCUCAUAUACGAAGAAAUAUUAUAUUAUCACUAUCCCUCAUUUAAACAAGAAUACGAAACUAAAAAAGCAAAUGGUUAGUCUCUUAUUUCUCAUAUCAUAAAUAAUGCUAAUAGAAAUGUGCCUGAUCCCCACUCGAGCGAUGAUGAUUAAAGUGAUGAUGAUGACGAAAAUUGA